AUAAAUUCGUCAGCUGGCGUGAAACACAUUCUCAGUAAGUGCCGGUAACUGCAGGAGAAACAGAGGGAGGAGAAGAGAGAGAGCAAAGGCAUCAAGGGGAAGACCAUUGCACUAAAAGGCUACAGAACUUGUUUGCCUGCCUCUCAAAGAUUGUGAGGUCUGACUGCCAGACACUGUCGACCACACUUUUCCUCUUGUCUGUCUGCUAUCCUACUCCUUGCAGCAAUGGCACCCACUCUAGCCACGGCAUUCGCCCGCCGCUGGUGGAUGGCGAUAACAGCCAUCAUUGAAAAUCUGCUCUUCUCCGCUGUCCUGCUGGGUUGGGGCUCCUUACUCAUCAUGCUGAAGUCUGAGGGCUUCUAUUCAUACCUCUGCACAGAUCCAGGAAAUAGCUCAAAGGCAAACUUCUCCUUACCAGCUUCGAAUGAUGCAGAAUUUGACUAUGACGAGUUCCAGCAUGACGGCGGGGUGGAGGCAGUCCCUCUAAAACAUCCGGAGGACAAUCUGAGGAUGAACGGCUGGCUCAUCUGUAAAGAACAGGAUGAGAUGCUGAAUUUGGCCUUCACCGUGGGCUCCUUCCUCCUCAGCGCCAUCACACUCCCUCUUGGAAUCGUCAUGGACAAAUAUGGCCCACGCAAACUCCGUCUGCUUGGAAGUGCCUGCUUUGCCCUCUCGUGCCUUAUGAUUGCUUAUGGAGCCAGCAACCCAAAUGAUCUGUCCGUUUUGAUCUUCAUUGCUCUGACCUUUAAUGGCUUUGGAGGAAUGUGUAUGACCUUCACUUCACUUACGCUGCCCAACAUGUUUGGUGACCUGCGUGCCACGUUCAUCGCACUCAUGAUCGGCUCGUACGCUUCCUCAGCCGUCACCUUUCCUGGGGUCAAGGUGAUCUAUGACCUUGGUGUGGCCUUCAUCACGAUUCUGGUGAUCUGGGCAGGUUGUGCAGGCCUCGUCUUUAUCAACUGCUUCUUCAACUGGCCCUUGGAGCCAUUCCCUGGACCAGAGGACAUGGACUACACUGUCAAGAUCAAGUUCAGCUGGCUGGGAUUUGACCAUAAGAUUACAGGAAAGCAGUUUUAUAAGCAGGUGACGACAGUGGGCAAGCGUCUUAGCGUGGAUAACACUCAGAAACAGAAAGAGCUUGCCAAGGAAGGCCAAAAACUCUGCUUGUCCACCAUGGACCUGGAACUGCAAUGUGAAGCCAAGGAGGAAACUCAGUCAUUCAUGAAGAGCAUUUUCAGCCCUCUAUUCAUGUUGAGUCUGGUGACUAUGUGUGUAACUCAACUGCGUCUCAUCUUCUACAUGGGAGCCAUGAACAACAUCUUGGAGUCCCUCAGUGGAGGAGAUCUCAACACAGUGAGCCUCUACACAUCUAUUUUUGGCGUGAUGCAACUCUUGUGCUUGAUGACGACGCCGGUCAUUGGUCAGAUCAUGGACUGGAAGCUGAAAGAAUGCGAUGAUGGAGAAAAUGAAAAAGAACCCAACAAGGAUGAGCCCCAGCCCAAACGCAGAGACAGACAGAUUCAGAAAGUCACCAACGCCACACGGGCCUUCGUCUUCACCAACAUCCUCCUCGUCGGCUUUGGCGUCACCUGCCUAAUUCCCAACCUCCCUCUUCAGAUGCUCUCCUUUGUCCUCCACACCAUCGUCAGAGGCUUCAUCCACUCCGCCGUCGGUGGACUUUACGCCGCUGUGUACCCAUCGUCUCAGUUCGGCAGUCUGACGGGAAUGCAGUCAUUGGUUAGCGCUCUGUUUGCUCUGCUGCAGCAGCCUUUGUUCAUGGCCAUGAUGGGACCACUGAAGGGAGACCCGCUCUGGGUGAAUGUUGGUCUGCUGGUUGUCAGCAUGCUGGGCUUCCUGCUACCUCUCUACCUGCUGUACUUCAGGAAAACCCUGCACAAAAAGAGGAAGGAGAAAGAAAACGAUGCUAAAAUCUAUCUCAAAAUCAACGGCACUGACGUACCAGAGGCGUUUGUAUAAAGAAAGCAAAUAAAGGGAAAAACAAAGGCAUGAGAGAAUCAUCACAGCUACGCAAAAACACAAACGCAGAGACGAUUUAUUGAGUCACUCAGCGGACGAAAAGACGAAUGAGGCAGAAAGCAACAUGGGAAAUUUGGCAUCCCUCUUCUUCCCCAUUUUAUUUUAAUUAACACUGAUAUUUUAUAUUAUGCAUUUACACGUGAUAAAGUUUCAACCCUGACUGUUUCCCUAUAAAACCAGGCGCAAGCAUGAUUUUUUCUCUACAUCGUUUAUGCCAACUAGAUGUUUUUGAGGAAGUCUGAAGCCAGCCUGGCCUGCACAGAUGGAGUAAUGAUGCCAAACUUCACAAGGGAUUUCAAUGUAAACCAUUAUAGCCACAGUAUCACUAACAAUUGUGGUGCAAUGCAUUUGCAUUUACUAAAGACCACAUUUUUAGUCAUAAUGAUCCACAAAGGGCCUUUUACACUUUUCUAUGAAAUAAUGUUGUAUUUAUGACACAGUUGCAAUAUGCAUUUCAGGUUGUAUAUAUGUUUUUACACUACAUGCGCAUGAGAUGCAUGCAUAAAAAAGGCUGAAAUGCUUAUGAUCUGCGAGGUGAUGGCUGAAAGCUGAGGCGCAGAUGUCAGCACUUUAAACACGUCCCAUAAACCCCCUCAUGACCCUUAGUUCCCUUUUUCUGUCUUUCUUUUACUAACAUUCUGUGACAUUUCAGAGUGUGUUAAGAGUCAUUUAUGUGUCACUGAUCAUAAGAUCGACUUAUAAUGGACCUCUGAAGUAAAAUAUCAUUUAGAAAGCACAAUUUAACUCACAAACGUGCCUUUUGUACGGUUUACAGUGAGGUUAGCGAUGCUGAUGAUAGCUGAUGGGAGGACUGGAGCCACUGUGGAAAUGUUUUGGUGUUGUGUGUAAUGUAUUUAUUUCUUUGAAAUCUAACAGACCAUACGGACAAUGCAGGCUUAUUUGCAGAGGUUUUUAUAUUAACUUACAUCUCAGUGUUGCAGUGGCUGGUUGUUUGUUUGUUUGUGUGUUUAAUUGUUUUUCAAAAACCUUCAUGUAUUGUUCUGUAUGGCGUUACUGUUGAGGAUUAUAUUCAAUAAAAUUUUUAAUUAUU
This is a messenger RNA of Labeo rohita (rohu), 3088 nucleotides long. RefSeq names its product solute carrier family 43 member 2b (gene slc43a2b). Gene Ontology annotation, biological process: neutral amino acid transport; transmembrane transport. Gene Ontology annotation, molecular function: neutral L-amino acid transmembrane transporter activity; L-amino acid transmembrane transporter activity. Bases 226 to 1977 code for a protein of 583 amino acids. The record is from RefSeq and is a predicted model, not a curated record. NCBI's taxonomy places the organism in Eukaryota, Metazoa, Chordata, Actinopteri, Cypriniformes, Cyprinidae. The transcript has 14 exons.